UUUCAAGAAUAGGUAUUGAUUCGCGAUCCACUUGAUGAAAAUGUUAUUCCUGUUGUUGAGGAACUUCAAAGAAGAUUACCUUUGGCAAUUGGCCGAGGCGAAGGAGAAGAUUAUGAGCUGCCUGAAGCACAAACCGAAGAUGACUCUGAUGAAGAAACUGAGUUCCCGUUUGAAUUUAAAGCUCUGGAAGUAGCAUUAGAAGGCAUAUCUAGUUUUCUUGACUCACAAACUCGAGAAUUGGAGACUGCUGCUUAUCCCGCUUUAGAUGAGUUAACGGCUAAGACUAGCAGUUAUAACUUGGAUCGAGUGCGAAAAAUGAAGAGUGCCAUGACAAGGUUGACCAACCGAGUACAAAAGGUAAGGGAUGAACUCGAAGAACUUCUAGAUGAUGAUGAUUACAUGGCAGAUCUUUAUCUAUCAAGGAAAUCAGCGAUUUCUGCUUCACCCCUCAGUGAUAUUGGAAUUCCUAAAUGGUUUUCUGACUCUCCAACAAUACAUUCAAAGAUUUCCAGAACUAGCAGAGCAAGUGCAGUAACGACUCGUGCAGAGGAUAAUGUAGAAGAACUUGAAAUGUUGCUUGAGGCUUACUUUAUGCAAAUCGAGAGCACGAUGAACAAGUUGACUACGUUGCGGGAAUACAUUGAUGACACGGAGGACUACAUUAAUAUUCAGUUGGACAAUCAUCGUAAUCAGCUAAUUCAGCUGGAGCUAUUCCUAAGUUCUGGUACUCUCUGCUUGUCUAUGUAUUCUUUAGUGGCUGCCAUUUUCGGAAUGAACAUUCCAUAUCCAUGGAAACACGACCAUGGCUACAUAUUUAAAUGGGUUGUGAUCCUUGCAGGAAUUUCUUGUGCAUCCCUUUUUCUAUCAAUAAUCUCAUAUGCUCGACGUAGGGGUCUUGUUGGAUCUUGAUGCAAGAAAGGUAACUACUAGUUCCGGAUGAAUUGCAUAAUGUGUCAAACUUCAAAGUGUAAAAACCUUCUUGGCCGAAAUCUACGAUUUGUGGCUCAACGUGUGGUAAUAUGUCGAAGGUAGGACGGGAUUAGGCAUUUCUCAACCACAAAAUGCUCGGUUUUCAUUUUGGUAGUUGGGGUAACUCGCUAUUAAGGAUAUUGAAAGGUGCGAUGCAUAAGACUUUCGAUAAUAUCACUUAAAAUUUGACGAUAUGAUACAAGAAAAUUGUAUAAUAA
Molecule: messenger RNA, 1187 nt
Organism: Olea europaea var. sylvestris
Lineage: Eukaryota; Viridiplantae; Streptophyta; Magnoliopsida; Lamiales; Oleaceae
Product: magnesium transporter MRS2-I-like
Exons: 9
Coding region: 316-909 (197 amino acids)
Biological process (GO): magnesium ion transport; transmembrane transport
Cellular component (GO): membrane
Molecular function (GO): magnesium ion transmembrane transporter activity
Source: RefSeq, a predicted model, not a curated record